AUGUCGUGUUGUGCCAAUAUCGCUUUGGACCCCGAGAUACUAUCAACUCCUGCGGAUUUAUCCAACCUACAACAAAGCAGUUCAGCAGGGAUCAACCUUCCCCCGGUUGACUUCUUCCUCUCAGAGGCGCUGCGAUCAAGAGGAUACCACAAUGUCGCCGAUACGCAGUCGCUUGCACAAGUCCAAACCUCAUUCUUCCUUUACUGCAUCUACUUCUGCCUCAACAAUGACAACGCAGCAUGGUUUUACAUCCGUGAGGCCAUGACCAUUCUGCAGACGCUACGAUACCAUGAAGAGGCAACAUACAACGAAAUCGCCGACGCUUCCACCAAAAAGUACGCGCGACGCAUCUUUUGGGUACUGUUCAUCACAGAGCGAGCAUAUGCAAUGCAACGGCACCGGCCAUUGACACUGCAGCCCAUGUUGGAUCUUCCCCAGAUCGACCCGCUCAGCCCCGAUGCCAAAAUUCUGCCCGGCUUCCUGGAGCUCAUUUCCCUAUUCCGGCCUUUUGACACGGAUUUCAUCGCCACGUGGAACUCAUCUACACCAUCGUCGACAUCGAAAUCGGCAGAGCCUGAACAGUUGGCACGGCUGCAAAACACUCUGUCAAAUUCACUUGCGAACGUGUCCAGCUUUUCUCCGAUGCAGCAGGCCGAUCUUCUCAUCACCCGGGAAUGGCUGAAAGUCAUUGUGUGGAAGCUCUGUGUAUCAAGGACGCUGCUAUCGGGGACCGAUAGUGAGGACAGCAUGUCGCUCAGCUAUCCCACUACCAUCGCUCGAGAUACCGUGCUCGUCUCCAGGCUCUUGCCCACCACAGCGUUUGAGGCGAAUGGCGUCGGCAUCUUGGAGAAGGUGUUUGAUGUUGGAUGUUCAUUGGCCGACCUUUUAUCGCUGAACCCACCAACAAUAAUCACAUCAGUUAUGGAUGUCGGGCCUAUUGAUAUAUUGAUGGAGACGGUCAUCCAGGUCCUCAAGCUCGCGUACGUCGAGCAAGAAAAGCUCUUCAACCAAGUCUUCAAGUACGCGCAAGUCUUCAUCUUCAUCGUCGUCUUCGUCCAGCAGCGGCACUGCGAGUACCACUACGACAACAUCCAGCUCCAGCAGUUCUACCGCAUCAUCAUCAUCACCCUCAAGCUCCACCCACACUUCCUCCACCUAUUCGUCAUCAUCGUCCUCCCCUUCAUCGACGUCAGCUUCGGCGUCCUCGACGAGUUCGAGCACCUCUUCGGCAAGCAGUUCCGCCCAGCCAUCGUCCAGCAAUACACCGUCGAGAUCAGCUACCAACUCCGCUCCGUCACAAACUAG
Colletotrichum aenigma is the source of this 1305-nucleotide messenger RNA. RefSeq names its product putative sucrose utilization protein SUC1. Gene Ontology annotation, biological process: DNA-templated transcription. Bases 1 to 1305 code for a protein of 434 amino acids. The record is from RefSeq and is a predicted model, not a curated record. NCBI's taxonomy places the organism in Eukaryota, Fungi, Ascomycota, Sordariomycetes, Glomerellales, Glomerellaceae. Gene Ontology annotation, molecular function: DNA binding; zinc ion binding. The transcript is spliced from 2 exons.